AUGUCCAGCCUCCAGGAACUGUGCUCUGGCCUGCCCCUACAACCCCUCCCUGAGAACCGGGGGCGCUGGGCUGGGGUGCCACACGCUCCGGUCAGGACUCCCGGCCUCAGCCCUGCAGAAGAGCAGCUGGCUCUGAAGAAUGCUCUGCGCUACUUCCCACCCACUGUCCAGAAGCUGUUGGCCCAGGAGUUUGCCCAGGAGCUACGACAAUUUGGACACAUCUACAUGUACCGGUUCUGCCCCAGCAUUGAGAUGAGGGCCUACCCAAUUGAUCAGUACCCAUGCCGGACACGAGCAGCUGCAGCCAUCAUGCACAUGAUUAUGAACAAUCUGGACCCCGCUGUGGCCCAGUUUCCACAGGAGCUGGUGACCUAUGGAGGAAAUGGGCAGGUGUUCAGCAACUGGGCUCAGUUCUGGCUGACCAUGUCCUACUUGUCGAAGAUGACAGAGGAACAGACUCUGGUCAUGUACAGUGGACACCCGCUGGGCCUCUUCCCCAGCAGCCCUGGUGCCCCACGCCUGGUCAUAACCAACGGGAUGGUCAUUCCCAACUACUCCUCCAGGACAGAGUAUGAGAAGCUGUUUGCAUUGGGAGUGACUAUGUAUGGCCAGAUGACAGCGGGCAGCUACUGCUACAUUGGUCCCCAGGGAAUUGUCCAUGGCACAGUGCUCACUGUGCUGAAUGCUGGUCGGCGGUACCUGGGCAUCGAGGACUUGGCAGGGAAGGUCUUCGUCACCUCCGGGCUCGGUGGGAUGAGUGGGGCUCAAGCCAAGGCUGCAGCCAUCGUUGGAUGCAUCGGAGUGAUCGCAGAGGUUGACAAAGCUGCACUUGUAAAGCGCCACCGGCAAGGCUGGCUGAUGGAGGUGACUGACAGCUUGGACCACUGCAUUGUGAGACUCAGGGAAGCAAGGAAAAAGAAGGAGGUGCUCAGCCUUGGCUACCAUGGCAACGUGGUGGAUCUUUGGGAGCGCCUGGUCCAUGAACUGGACACCACGGGGGAGCUCUUGGUGGAUCUCGGGUCGGACCAGACAUCCUGUCACAACCCGUUCAAUGGUGGCUACUACCCUGUGCAGCUUAGCUUCUCAGAGGCCCAGAGUCUCAUGUCCUCCAACCCAGCUGCCUUCAAGCACCUGGUGCAGGAAAGCCUGAGGAGGCAUGUCUCAGCCAUCAACAGGUUGGCCCAGGAGAAGUUCUACUUUUGGGACUACGGUAACGCCUUCCUCUUGGAAGCUCAGAGAGCAGGAGCAGAUGUAGAGAAGAAAGGAGCCAACAAGACCGAGUUCCGCUACCCCUCCUAUGUCCAGCACAUUAUGGGGGACAUAUUCUCCCAGGGCUUUGGGCCCUUCCGUUGGGUAUGCACAUCAGGAGACCCCCAGGACCUGGCUGUCACCGAUCAUCUGGCCACAUCUGUGCUGGAGAAAAUCAUUGAUGAUGGAGUGAAGGCAUCUGUUAAGCUACAGUAUAUGGAUAACAUCCGCUGGAUCCGGGAGGCUGCCAAGCACCAGCUGGUGGUGGGCUCCCAGGCGAGGAUCCUGUACUCAGACCAGAAAGGACGUGUGGCCAUUGCUGUGGCCAUUAACCAGGCCAUCGCCAGUGGGAAGAUCAAGGCACCAGUGGUCCUGAGCCGUGAUCACCAUGACGUGAGUGGCACUGACAGCCCCUUUAGAGAGACUUCCAAUAUUUAUGACGGUUCUGCCUUCUGUGCAGACAUGGCCGUGCAGAACUUCGUGGGAGAUGCCUGUCGUGGUGCCACCUGGGUUGCACUUCACAACGGAGGGGGUGUAGGCUGGGGCGAGGUGAUCAAUGGGGGAUUUGGCCUUGUGCUGGAUGGGUCUGCACAGGCUGAGCAGAAAGCCAGGAUGAUGCUCAGCUGGGAUGUCUCCAAUGGUGUGGCGCGGCGCUGCUGGUCUGGGAACCCCAAGGCCUAUGAGAUCAUCUGCCAGACAAUGCAGGAGAACAGUGGCCUGGUGGUGACACUUCCCCACGAGGUGGUAGAUGAACGAGUGCUACAGCAGGCCCUGCGGCCCUGAGAAGAGCCAGGGUCCGCUUGACCUCCUCCUUCCCACUGCCCUCCCCUCUCAGAUCACCGCC
Peromyscus eremicus (cactus mouse) is the source of this 2092-nucleotide messenger RNA. RefSeq names its product urocanate hydratase 1 (gene Uroc1). Lineage: Eukaryota; Metazoa; Chordata; Mammalia; Rodentia; Cricetidae. Gene Ontology annotation, molecular function: urocanate hydratase activity. The record is from RefSeq and is a predicted model, not a curated record. Gene Ontology annotation, biological process: L-histidine catabolic process. The transcript is spliced from 20 exons. Bases 1 to 2031 code for a protein of 676 amino acids.